AUGACCACGGCAGGGCUUGUGGUGCUCCUCUCCUUCGCGCUGUGCUGCGUCCCAGAAAACAAUCACUGGAAAUCACUCAGCUUGGUUCUGCACACAGGAAUUGUAUAUCCAUAUUUCCAGCUUCAAUUGAGGACUUAUCAUAGUGGCUUUUGUUCAUUCUUUCUGCCUCUCUUUUCUUUUCCAGAUACUGCCUUUGGGAUUGAGGUGGACUGCAGUACAUAUCCCAACACCACAAAUGAGGAGGGCAGAGAGGUGCUGGUCUGCAGCACGGCCGUCAGCUCCAUCUGCGGUUCCGACGGCGUCACCUACGGCAACGAGUGCCAGCUCUGUGCCUACAACGCAGAAUAUGGAACCAAUGUCAGCAAAGACCACGAUGGAGAAUGCAAGGAAGUUACCCCUGUGGAUUGCAGCAGGUACCCCAACACAACCAGUGAGGAGGGCAAAGUGGUGCUGCUCUGCAACAAAGACAUCAGCCCUGUCUGCGGGACCGACUGGGUCACCUACGAGAACGAGUGCCUGCUCUGCGCCCGGAACCUAGAGGCUGGAACCAGUGUUGGCAAGAGGGCUGAUGGUGAAUGCAAGAAGGAAACUGUCACAGUUGACUGCAGUGAAUAUCCCAAACCUGUCUGCUCACUUGCCUACAUGCCUCUCUGUGGCUCUGACAACACAACAUACAGCAAUAAGUGUGCCUUCUGCAACGCAGUCAUGGACAGCAAUGGGACUAUCACUUUAAACCAUUUUGGGAAAUGCUGAGUAUCAGUGCCAAGAGAAUUCAUCACAGGGUCCCCGCUGGAAAAUCCCAGAUAAAGAUCUCACCUCAGUUCAUCUCACCCUCUGGGGAACUCAGCUCACUCCUGAUCUUCUUUCUCAAUAAACUAAAUCAGCAACAUUU
This is a messenger RNA of Taeniopygia guttata (zebra finch), 892 nucleotides long. The record is from RefSeq and is a predicted model, not a curated record. NCBI's taxonomy places the organism in Eukaryota, Metazoa, Chordata, Aves, Passeriformes, Estrildidae.